CCCCAAGAACAUGCUAAGAUCAGGUUGUCCUGUGUUGUCUGCAUUGCUUUGGCAGGACUGCAUCCAGAACGAUGACCUCAGGAACCUGUCCCUCUCUGGCCAUGUGGGCUUUGACAGCCUCCCUGAUCAGCUGGUCAACAAAUCAACAUCUCAGGGCUUCUGCUUCAACAUCCUCUGUGUGGGUGAAACUGGCAUUGGGAAGUCCACCCUGAUGGACACUCUGUUCAACACCAAGUUUGAAAGUGAACCUGCAACACACAACGAGCCUGGGGUGAGGUUGAAAGCCAGGAGCUACGAGCUGCAGGAGAGCAACGUCCGCCUGAAGCUGACUAUUGUUGACACCGUGGGGUUUGGUGACCAAAUCAACAAAGAUGAGAGCUACAAGCCCAUAGUAGAAUACAUUGAUGCCCAGUUUGAAGCCUACUUGCAAGAGGAGCUGAAGAUCAAACGUUCCCUGUUCAAUUACCACGACACCAGAAUCCAUGCCUGCCUCUAUUUCAUUGCUCCCACUGGGCACUCUCUGAAGUCCCUGGACUUGGUCACCAUGAAGAAGCUGGACAGUAAGGUGAACAUCAUCCCCAUCAUUGCCAAGGCUGACACCAUCGCCAAAAACGAGCUGCACAAGUUCAAGAGUAAAAUCAUGAGUGAGCUGGUCAGCAACGGUGUCCAGAUCUACCAGUUCCCAACAGAUGAGGAGACAGUGGCUGAGAUAAAUGCCACCAUGAGUGUUCACCUUCCUUUUGCUGUGGUUGGCAGCACUGAAGAAGUGAAGAUUGGCAACAAGAUGGCAAAAGCCAGGCAGUACCCCUGGGGUGUUGUGCAGGUGGAAAAUGAGAAUCACUGUGACUUUGUGAAGCUGCGGGAGAUGCUGAUCCGGGUGAACAUGGAGGACCUGAGGGAGCAGACCCACAGCAGGCACUACGAGCUCUACAGGAGAUGCAAGCUGGAGGAGAUGGGCUUCAAGGACACAGACCCAGACAGCAAACCUUUCAGUCUCCAAGAGACUUACGAAGCAAAGAGGAACGAAUUCCUGGGUGAACUCCAGAAGAAGGAGGAUGAAAUGAGGCAGAUGUUUGUCAUGAGGGUGAAGGAGAAGGAAGCAGAGCUGAAGGAAGCAGAGAAGGAUCUUCACGAGAAGUUUGACCAUCUAAAGAGGACUCACCAAGAAGAGAAGAAAAAAGUGGAAGACAAAAAGAAGGAACUUGAGGAAGAGCUGAACAACUUUCAGAAGAAGAAGGCAGCAGCUCAGCUAUUACAGUCACAAGCUCAGCAGGCAGGUUCUCAGCAAACCAAGAAAGACAAGGACAAGAAAAAUGCAAGCUUCACAUAAAGCCUGUCAAGCCAAGGAUGUUCCUGCAUUCACCUGCUUUUGCAGUAAUGUGUCUCUGCCACCUGUUUUCUUUCUUUUUGUUUUAUUUUUUUUUUUUUUUUUUAACAUGAAUAACUAUUAACUCAUCUAAUAACAUAGUGGGAACAAGGAGGAAGAAGGGUUGGGUACAGUGCUGUAUGCAACUAGACAUUCAGGGGUGGGUGGAGGGGCAAGAUAACAAUAACAUAUAUUUUUCUGGUCCAAACCAGCAGCAGUAAAUAAUUUUUGGCCCCAUAUUUUGACCUGAGAGCCAGGGCUGGACAUCAGCAGCUCAGGGGGAGCAUCGUUGGCUGGAUGAGAUCCUCAGUGCCUCCCCUGCUCCCUGUGCUGAAGGGUGGGGGGGUCCCUGGGUCUGCAGAACCAGGCUGAGGGAAUUCCUGCUCCAGAGGAGCUCAGCCCAGUCCCCAGGGGUCCCUUCAGUCACUGGUGGUGCUGGAGCAGUGAGGGUCCUGUGUUGGGGAGAGGGAUGGGGGGUGUGUGUGUGUGUGUGUGUGCAGAUAACCCACUGUAACUGACCUGCAUGCCAUGACAUUUGCAUGAGACUCUUUACUACUUCCUGGGUUUGUCUGACUUGAUCAUAGGAGUGGGUUUGGAUUUAUUGGCAGAUUUUUCCAGUCCCCCCCCUCUUCCAGUUCAGUGUGGUGGCCACCAGCUGAGCUGGAGCUGCAGGGGGAAGGACAUUGCUCAUUGUCACCUCCUGUCACUGCCCUAGCACAACCUCUGGAACCUCCCCUGGUACCCGGGCUCCAGUGUGCAUCCCCUGAGCAAGGCUGAGCAGCCCUUAGGCCAUCAAAUGCCUGGGCAGGGGGGAAGUCACAGCCUUCAGCAGCCUCUCAGAGCCCUCAGGGAGGAUCCAAAGCAGAUUUAGCACAAGCCAGACCUCACUCUGUGGCCAGCAAGGUGUGGGAAUUGCUCUGUUUAAUGUGUAUUUUUUUUAUGCCGUUGCUUUUUGGACAGAGUCUUUUCCUUCCUUCCCAAGAAGUGGCGAGCCAUGCUUACCCUAUGACUUCUGGAGUUCUUUCUCUCCUGCUGAUGUACAGCCAACAUUUCCACUGCUUCUAGCUAGGUAGUUUCCUCUUUCUUUCUCUAAAGCACUCUUAAAAAUAACUCUCUCCACCUGAGUCUCAUGCACUGCAAUUCUUUGCUUGCUUUGGGGAUGGAAAUUCUUGCCUCUCGGGGGGGAAAAAAAAAAGGCAGAAUCAUCACUUUUUCUGAAGUGUUGGAUUGGGAACUGUGUUUUGGGCUCAGCUUUUGGGUUGUCUUGGUUUUAACUCACUGCUUAAACAUGGCUCUGGGAAGAGGAUAUCUAAAUACAGGGGCUUGAACAGAGCAGAAAAAUAUUUGAGAUGAAUAGAAUAGAAAUAAAAUAGUUGAAGUUUCUCUUUUGGGGGGUGUUUUCAGUUGCACCUUCUGGUCUUAUUAACUCUGAUGCACUUGUUGUAAGGUUAGAUAGCUUUGCUAGGGAGUUGUUUAGGAAAAUGAAAUGAUGGUUCUUGUGGCUGCUGGAAAACCAGCUUUAAAAUCUGGAGUUAUAAAGGAAGAGGUUUGGUUUUGGCAUGAGGUUUGUCCUGUCACAUCAAAUGCACAUCACUGGCUGCUUGUGGCAGUAGCUUUGCUUUAGCUGUCUCUGUGCAUGUCCUCUUUUUACUUAUCUGCCUUUUGUGUCAAGUAGAAAACUUAAUUUUAACAUUUACUUGUCCUGCUUCAUUUAACAACCCUUGAAGGGAUGUUUGGCAGGGGAAAUCAGCUGAGUCUUUUUUAUUUUUUAUUUCCUUUUUUUGGACAGAAAGCUGUGGCCAAGUGUAUUGUAUUUUUGGUUGAGUUUCUCCAGCAAAAAGCAAACUGUCUGGGGGAAACCUGAGACUAAACCAUAAGCUUGAAAAUUGUAAAGGUAUCGUUUUGGUUUGUUGCCAAAGGAGAUAUUAAUGACUCUUUUUUUUUUUCCUCCUUAAACCCCUGGGCCAUGUUUAGCUUGUUACUGCUCUGCUUCUUCUAAGUCUUUUUUCACAGUAGCUGCUGAUUCUGCAUGGAGUAAGUGGUUACACUCUAGCUGGAUGUGCUUCCACCUUUGCAUGUAAGUACAGUAGUAGGAGACUCACCCUUUCUGCCUUACUACUGAUAUGCAACCAGGUGUCUUUCUCUAAGGGGUUCUUUUAAGUCCACUUCCUUACAAGUGGCAUGGGUAAGGAACAGCUUUGAAGCUUCCUGCCAUAAUCUGCUUUGGCUGAGAUGCUGAAAAAGAAGCCCCAGGGAAUGCACCAUCCAUGAACACCUCCAGCCACCCAGCUUGGAGCUUGCAGGCCCCUGGGCAGAGGCACUGCAGCCUUUAGUGGGUGUUGGACAGGCAGGACAUCAGCUGCAUGGCCCCCACAAGGAGGUUUCCAAACCUCAGAGCAUCCCAAAAGGAGCAGGCAAGCACACUGAAAGGUGUUCCUGGUGUGUGCUGGUGUUCCAGGGCAUGGAAUGAGCCUCCUGGAAUGGGAACCCAAACUCCAGGUUGCUGAAAGGGGCCAGGGUGGCUCUGUGGAGUGGGCAGGUGUGUGUCUGGCAGUCAGCUGGAAAGGUAGAGGGGAAUAAUAAGGGUUUUGCUUCCCCCAAAACCUCCCUGGGGCUGCACAGCUCCUCUCCAGGAGGGCAGUAAGUAGGAGGCUCCCUCUGAGCUUUGGGGUGUUUGCAGCACCAGGGUUUGGGGAACAGUGCCUGGCACCCACCCCAGGAGCCUCUGUGUCCCCCCAUGGGCUUUGCUGGCUGGAAAUCCCAGAGAAAUCAAGGAGCUGUGUCCCUCUGUGUCUCUCUUUAGCAUCUCUGUAUUUGGUGUGAGCAGUGUUUCUCCAGGCAGCUCUCCCUCUGCUCUGCUAAAGCCUCCACGUGAGAAGGGAAAUGUCCUUUUGUGUGUGUGUGUGUGUGUGUGGUCACAUCUGAUCUGUCCAGCUGAACCCAGCUUUGCCAUUUGUCCCUCUGAGAUGUUAAAGAGCCACCUCUCUCUGUCUCUCCUCCAAGGACCCAGGUUGCAUGUGCAGUGGGUGCUCUCCACCAUGCUCUGAGCAGCACAGAACUGUACAAACAGGAGGGGUUGGUUGCUGUGUGGGGGUGUUUUUUAAUUCACGGAAAAAUAAAGCUGUGAACAGCAGUAGGAAUAUUGUAUUUGUAUACAUUUUUAAUAUCCUGGUUGCCUUAAUUGAUAGAUGUAGAACUUGAUUACCUUGCUAUUUGCAAAUUAACCCGUGUUUGUAAUGGAAUAAUUCUGUAACCUGCCUACGGUGUUCAUGCCAAUUAUAUGUAUGCAUCUGUUAGAUAUUGUCACUUCAUUGGAUGUUAAGAUAUUUCCCUCUUUUUUAAUUACAAGUUGAAUAAUAACCUUAUAGCAUAAGCUCACUUAUUUCCUACAUGUGCUUUAGUUUACAUAAAUAAUGCC
Messenger RNA from Calypte anna (Anna's hummingbird), 4784 nucleotides. RefSeq names its product septin 11 (gene SEPTIN11). Gene Ontology annotation, molecular function: GTP binding; GTPase activity; molecular adaptor activity. NCBI's taxonomy places the organism in Eukaryota, Metazoa, Chordata, Aves, Apodiformes, Trochilidae. Gene Ontology annotation, biological process: cytoskeleton-dependent cytokinesis. Gene Ontology annotation, cellular component: cell division site; microtubule cytoskeleton; septin complex. The transcript has 10 exons. Bases 11 to 1330 code for a protein of 439 amino acids. The record is from RefSeq and is a predicted model, not a curated record.